Molecule: messenger RNA, 838 nt
Organism: Drosophila montana
Lineage: Eukaryota; Metazoa; Arthropoda; Insecta; Diptera; Drosophilidae
Exons: 1
Coding region: 375-728 (117 amino acids)
Source: RefSeq, a predicted model, not a curated record
CGAAUUCUAUAUUUCAAUAUUUCUACAUUUAUUUCCGAUAUUCAAACUUUGUUGAGCUUCAAAGACAAAAACUCCUUGAAUAGUUUGUCUAUGUGAUAUUUGUCUUAAAAUUUAUCAGCCCUUCCCCAAGCCGACCUCAGCUUAAAAAAGGAUAUAUUCAAUAUAUACCUUUUUUGCCUGUACAUCCAAUUUGACCUGUUCUGACUUGAGUUGAAAAGCUGCUACCUGUAAAGAGUUACGCAUAUGCGAACACGUGCGCCAUUGAUAGUCAAAUCCUGAGAGGCUGUUUGCCAAUUUACCUGCGAGUGUUUAAAUUGGGGGCGCCAGGGCAGAGAUUGCAUCAUUUGGCCAGAGACACGCAACGGAAGCACAUCAUGUGGCAGACAGACGCCGACACAGACACACAAAUAUCAAAGUGCGGAGAAAGGAUUAUGGAGUCCAUUGGCUAUGCAGUGUAUAUGCAUCGUCAGGAGUUGGGUCGCCCGAGGCGUUGCCGUCGCCUGAUGCGAAUUGCGAGCACCAAGCUGCGGCUGACAAAUGAGCUGAUCUGGCUGGAGCGUUGCCAAUGGAAGCUGGAGGAGCCCGACUAUCAGCAGUGGACUGCACUAAAUCGUGAGCGCGAAUAUCGAGAUAUAUUGGAGCACAACAUGCAACAGCAGCAGCAGCUGAGGCAGCAGCAGCAGCACAGGCAGCGACAGCUCGACAGGCGCCGAGACGUGCCAGAAUAGAGCGCAGCCCGUUUAAGAUAGAUUAGUUGGUCCCGUCCGGGACUUUAAGCACUUUUAGUUUAAGUCCAAGUUUAAGCGAUAAGCAAUAAAGGCGCAUAAAUCAUCAAAGA